Molecule: messenger RNA, 2744 nt
Organism: Vitis riparia (riverbank grape)
Lineage: Eukaryota; Viridiplantae; Streptophyta; Magnoliopsida; Vitales; Vitaceae
Product: serine/threonine-protein kinase ATG1c-like
Exons: 13
Coding region: 369-2567 (732 amino acids)
Biological process (GO): peptidyl-serine phosphorylation; autophagy
Cellular component (GO): cytoplasm
Molecular function (GO): ATP binding; protein serine/threonine kinase activity
Source: RefSeq, a predicted model, not a curated record
AUGGGAGCCCCCCGAGGAGAAAACCCAUUUGGAUUUGCCACAUUAUUGCCUCUUAUCUGGAUCGCUUGCGCCCUCGUUCUAUCAUAUCCCUGUAGUUAACGCCACCAAAUCCGACACGCUCAUCUCCCAAAUCGAGCUCCUUAAUUAUACUUAAUUUACAUUAAACUAAUCAACAACGGGACUCUUACCAUUAAACAAAUCUCUAUUAAUCUCACCCCUUCAUCUCCAGUCUUUCCAUCUCUACCAAAACAGACUUCGGGUCGGAUUCACGAGGGUCCGUUUCUUUUGUUAUCUCACCACUCCUGGAAAACCUUCAGUUUCGACGGUUGGAGCUGGUUUUUGGGAGUCUAGGGUUUUGAAUUUGGACUAUGGCUCAGACCCCGAGCAGAGGGCGAGUGGUUGGGGACUAUCUGGUGGGUCGGCAGAUAGGGUCAGGAUCGUUCUCGGUGGUGUGGCACGCAAGGCACCGAGUUCACGGAACCGAGGUGGCGAUUAAGGAGAUCGUGACGGGUCGGUUGAACAAGAAAUUGCAGGAAAGUCUGAUGUCGGAGAUCUUUAUUUUGAAGAAGAUCAAUCAUCCAAAUAUUAUUCGUUUACAUGAUAUAAUUGAGGUUCCUGGAAAGAUACACCUUGUUUUGGAAUACUGCCGAGGGGGUGAUCUUUCCAUGUAUAUUCAAAGCUAUGUAAGAGUUCCAGAAGCAACUGCAAAGCACUUCAUGCAGCAGCUAGCGGCUGGUUUACAAGUUCUUCGUGAUAAUAAUCUUAUACAUCGAGAUCUAAAGCCACAGAAUCUUCUUCUCUCCACAAAUGACAACAAUUCAGUCCUGAAGAUUGCUGAUUUUGGAUUUGCAAGAUCUCUACAACCUAGAGGGCUUGCAGAAACAUUGUGUGGUUCACCACUGUACAUGGCGCCAGAGAUAAUGCAACUUCAGAAAUAUGACGCAAAGGCAGAUCUCUGGAGUGUUGGUGCCAUUCUCUUUCAACUCGUGACUGGAAGAACACCAUUUACAGGAAACAAUCAGAUACAGUUGCUCCAAAACAUUGUUAAAUCUAGUGAAUUGCAUUUCCCUCCUGAUAAUAAUGAUUUGAGUGCUGACUGCAAAGAUUUGUGUCAGAAAUUGCUGCGCCGCAAUCCAGUGGAACGACUAACAUUUGAAGAGUUUUUUAACCAUCCAUUCCUUUCUCGAAAGCAACCAGAUGAAGCGUUAAGUAGUAGGAGAUCAUCAAGAAUAAUUGAUGGGUUUCCUUUGUCUGAAUGCAAUCCUGUGAGAAACACAGAGGAAAGUUCUCAAGAGGAUUGUAUGCCUUUCCCUCUAGAUGAUGAUUCUAGUGGUCCUGAAGGGAGCCCAUCAUUUUUGAGGAGGAGGUCCUCAAUGAAGUCUACCUAUGGAUUUUCUCUUGAUAAAAAAGUUGAUAGAAGGGAAACAAUAUUUAACACUCCCAACAACAUGGAUCUUGCUUCUAAAUACAGCAGUGCAUCACGUAAACCAGAAAUUACUGGCUUUAGGAUUGACAGUCUUAGGCCUUCAGAUGAGAAUGUCAAAGAACCUCUAAAAUCCAUGGAACAAAGACCAAUGAGAAGUUGUUCAAGAGUUGUGGAUUCAUUGGAGGAGUUGGUUGAUCAGGAUUAUGUUUUUGUAUCUGGACCCCCAAUGGAUGUGUCAUCUUCCUCAGCUAUUGCUUCCAAGCCAAGUCAUUCACAAUGCAGAUCAGGGAGUGCCCCUCUAACAUCUGUAAAUAUGAAGACCAAAUCAAGUGCACCAAUGCCAAUUGCUGGUGCAGGAAUCACUAAUACAUUUUAUACUGGAAGCUUGGAAAGUCAUAGCUCGGCACCUUCUGGGACUUCACAAGGAUCCAUGGAUAUAGGAGAUGCUUUAGAGCAGCCAUCAACUCACUGCAUGACAAGGAUUAAGUCAUUGCAGCAAUGUGCAUCUGUCAUCACUGAAUUGGUAAAUGAGAAGAUUGAGGCUGGUAAGCAACUAGAAGCAUUCUCAAUCCAGCUUGUAAUUCUUGCAAUUUGGAAGCAAGCACUGCAUAUUUGCCAUACACAGGCUGCCUCAGCUAUGGAGGGAAGUCCAACCCAAGAAACUUCUAGAUUAAGGAGGAGCACUGACAAGAAGCAUGGGAGUCCUGAUAUGCGAGAAUGUCUUGAUAUUGUUAACAAUCAAUGGCCAGGGGAUAUUUGCUCCCAGAUUGAGAGGGAAUUUCUCCAUCAAGUUGGGCAUGCUGAGGAACUUGCUAAGGUUAUUGAGCCUGGAAGUACAGAGAUGCCAGAUGCAAUGGAGAUGAUAUUUCAAUCUGCCCUUGCCUUGGGUAGAAAUGGGGCUGUUGAUGAGCUCAUGGGUGAUGUGGAAAGCGCAGUGUCCUUGUAUUCAAAGGCAGUGCACUUGUUAGUGUUCCUUCUAGUGGAAGCACCGUCCCUCAUUCUCAACCCUCCCUUCUCUCUUACAAACUCAGACCGGUAUAGGCUUCGAACUUACAUUGAUAUCCUUAAUAUCAGGCAAGUCCACUCAAGGUCUCAAAGGAUGAAUCUUCUUAAGUGCGAGGAUCAACAAUGCCCCCCUUAAAAACUAGUGUAACUUUUAAUCCAAGGUGCCAUGGUUUCCAUAUAAAAUUAUUUAUUUGUACAGCUAUUCUUUGAGUGACUGUGAGAUGUUGACUAGUGUGAUCCCUUAUUUGGGACUCAGAUCAUGAUUCUAUAAUUUAAAGAAUGAUGAAAUGUGCAAAUUUUUUCCUUCUCUGUC